GCACUGGAAUGGCCUUGAAUGAAUAGUAAAGAAUAAAAGAACCGUUAGAAUUGUCAGCUCUGCCUUCUCUGCAUUGUUUGAUGAUCAGUAAGCAAGUGAACGUCAUAAAAAUCGGUUGUGUUACCUUCUUCGGAACUAAAAAUGUUUUACUUAAUAAAGUGCGGAAAGUUGUACGUUUUUGAGAAAAAGAAAUGUAAAAUAAUAUCAAAAAACAUUUGUUUAACAAAAAUAAAUGGAGCUACUUUUGAAGCAGAAAUUAUUAAUUCCAGUGAAUCAAAAGAACUUCUCGAAGGCCUAUGCAAAAAGAUGAAUGAGGCGUUAUACAAGGCCAAGAGCAAAACCUCUGAUGGUGGCGUUAACAAAGAAAACAUUCAAAAAGAUUCUGUUAAACAAAAAUUGUCUUACAGCAGUGAAGUAAAUAAUAAUGAAGUGGAACUUUAUAAAGAAUUAGUGGGCCAAACCUCUGAUGGUGGCGUUAACAAAGAAAACAUUCAAAAAGAUUCUGUUAAACAAAAAUUGUCUUACAGCAGUGAAGUAAAUAAUAAUGAAGUGGAACUUUAUAAAGAAUUAGUGGGCCAAACCUCUGAUGGUGGCGUUAACAAAGAAAACAUUCAAAAAGAUUUUGAGGCGAUUGGAGCAGAUGGCUUCGACCCCAUUCUGACAGGUGAACUUUAUGAGAAAGAUAAUUGUGCACAAGACAUCGAAAAUGAAGCUGAACCUUUUGAGGAUUCUGGAUCCGAAUACAUCGACGAAAAUGAGUCUGAAAAGUCAAAAGAGGAAAUAGUUGAGUCGCAGCCAAAUCGAAAACGCCGCAGUACAUCUCCUUUUGGAAAGACACAACGCAUUCGUUGGUCGCCACCUGAGCGAAAAGAGAUGGAAGAGGCUUUCGGCAAUUUCAAAUCGUUGAAAAGAUUACCUAGUUUGGCAGAGUGCAAUAGGGUUAUUGCUGCAUCUCAAUAUUUAAAGCGUCGUACUCCAGCACAGCUUAAGUCAUGGAUUGACAAUCAGCGAAAGGCUGAGUCAAGAAAAAAAUCAAAAUAAUUUUAUAAAAAGAAUUGCAUUACGGAAAUGCUAAAACAAAAAUUAGU
This is a messenger RNA of Scaptodrosophila lebanonensis, 1088 nucleotides long. RefSeq lists its product as uncharacterized. NCBI's taxonomy places the organism in Eukaryota, Metazoa, Arthropoda, Insecta, Diptera, Drosophilidae. The transcript has 11 exons. Bases 142 to 1041 code for a protein of 299 amino acids. The record is from RefSeq and is a predicted model, not a curated record.